Molecule: messenger RNA, 6803 nt
Organism: Sapajus apella (tufted capuchin)
Lineage: Eukaryota; Metazoa; Chordata; Mammalia; Primates; Cebidae
Gene: CDIN1
Product: chromosome unknown C15orf41 homolog
Exons: 11
Coding region: 5171-5818 (215 amino acids)
Biological process (GO): erythrocyte differentiation
Cellular component (GO): cytoplasm; nucleus
Source: RefSeq, a predicted model, not a curated record
CUUUUAUUUUUAGGAAGUAAUGCUACAGUGUUUUGAUGUCCCAAAUAGGGUUAUUAAAAAAAAAAAAAAAAAGUAGUAAAAGGUUCCUUUCAGCAUUUACUUAACUGUGGAUUAUUGUGCAGUGCUAACAUUCUGCAGUGUGAGGAGUUGGUUCCCUUUUAGAAUGUGAAUGACUUUACCAACUGGGAUUUCAUUAGGGGUUGAGACUAGGUACCAUGUGUAAGUGUCCUACCCUUGAGGACAGGUUAACUUGAACUGAAAGGGGGUCUUUAUGUGACGUUUUAGUGGCUGGAAUCAAGGCAGGUUUGUGAUUGCAGAUUUGGCCUUUUUCGAUCCCCCGUUUUCUUUUUGUAAUCUUAGGCGUGUAGCUUACAUGAUUCAGAUGGAGACUAGUGUAACACUUACCAACCUCGACCAUGUCAAACAGGUGCCUCUGUGGUCUUUGGCAUGGAUAUUUUUGCAAAAUUGGACCUACUGAGGUGAUCAGUCACCUGUUGUUAAACCUCAUGAACUUCUCUUUCUGGGGAUUCACAACUGAGCCGCCACAGGGCAUUGUUAAACACCAGUGAACUAACUACUUGUGUGAUUUGUGGAGCUCUUUGGGUUUCUCAGUCUGCCAUGAGGUCACAAAUAUGGCAGUUUCCAAAGCAGAACAUUUUUAGCUUCCUCUUCAAGCUAAGCUGCUUUAUCUUAACUGUCCACAUUAGGCCUUGCCUUUGGCCUUCUCUGUGAUUGGAAUUCCUAACCCUGUGAGUAAAAUCCUCGUGUCCUGCCUGGCACACAGCGCCAGUGAGCUCUACCAUUGUACUGCCUCCAGCAUCAUAAAAAUAGACAGCAGUGCUGACUGACUUUUCUAGGCUGCCCUCUGAAAAUUCAUCAUGAACAUGACCCGAUCACAGUAUCACUGAAUCAUUAACUUGCACCAGACACCAAAACACUCGGGCUUUUUUUGAUAGGCAGCUCUCAAUUUUUGUUUUUUGUAUUCAUAGCGAUAAAGCUACUAUUACUACUAUUACUACUAAUUGAGAUUAGGAAUACAUGAAAAAGUCUUGAUAGGGUGCUGAAAAAUUAUUAUGUAACAGUAAGAGGGAAAGAGUUUGAAUUUCACUUGCUGUGAAUUCUUAAGCGUAUGUGCUCAGAGUGAAUGCUACCAGCCGCUCCAGUGGGUGGUGCUGAUGGUUUCGGUUGGUGGUGUGCCCUGUGCCUGCCAGGCCGUCAGCACCUACAUCUUGUCUUCUAUCUAACUCUUCUAAUGUCCUCUAGUAACUGAACUUUCAUUUUCCCUCGCAUGUAUUGCAACUAUCAAUUAGUGACUCAGUGUUUUAAAAGUGCUGUAAUGAAUACUGUUUCCUCCUGGGGACACACUGUAAUGAUAGCAAAAACACUUUUGAGACUUCUCUUUUGGCAAGUAUUUUUAGAGUAUGUGGCUCAGUGUCUUUGGUGCUUUGAUAAUGGAGACAAACAGGCAUCAUUAAGUUCAAAAAAAGGAGGCUGAUGUUAGCAGGUGAUCGUGAAUUCUAGAGACAUAAUUAUUUUGCCAUGUGUUAUAAUUCAGUAGCAAUAAAUCCCUUAUUGGAUGUUUGUCUGUGUUUCUAGACUUGGUGGCCACCCUGUAGUUUGGUGAGAUGUAAGAUGUGACUGUGAAGUUGGUUUUCUUGUGUAACUGCUAAAGUGGUUCUAAAGUGAUUCUUAAAGAGAUGUUAUGUUUUUGAGCCAUGAUGGCAUCAUUGGUGCUAAAUGUACAAACCCCACACCUUCACCAGGAUCAUCACUUUAACCAAAGAUAAUGUGAGUAAAUUAGUACCUUCUUUUAGCUGAAAAACUCCAUCUUGUUACUUUAUCCUUGUACUUAGUAAGUGCAGACUCUCCUUCCUUAACUAUUAGCCAUUAUUUUUUGCCCACCUUUUCUUUGUGCUCCCCAAAUGUAGACUAACUUCUCAGAGGCUAAAGAUAUGCUCCCUCCUAACCUGUUUCCAUUACCCAUAUCUCUGGUGGUUGUUUAUAAGGCAGACUUCUUAAAGGAAGAAGAAAAGUGAAGGGUUAGAUAAUCUUCACUAGGCAGUUAAUUCUUGAAUGCCAGAGAGCGAUCUCAAUAGAGAGUUUUCAGUUAAAUUUUAAAUAAUUUUUUAUUUGCUUAGAAAGGAAGACUCUAGUAAUUUUGGAAUUUUAUUCUCUCGUUUACAAAACAUUUUCUUAAAACUUUCUCCCUUUUCUGAUGGUACUGAGGGAGGGGGUUGGAAAUACUUAUUUAGGCCUCUGUUUGGGAUGGUGUUUGAAAUAGGAUAAAACUUAUUCGCUAUUUAUUUUUAUUUUUUUUCUGUUUCCUUCUGUAUCAUAUGAACUCCUAUUCUAUUAUAUCCUUGAAACUCAAGUUUUUUUUCUCAGCAUAAAGACAUAAAAUUCUUCAUUGUUUUGGAAGGGACUUAUACCUACCGUAGAGUUGGAAGAAUCACUACAAAAGGCUAAGUAAAACAAGAGAGACAGAACCCUGAAAAGAAAGUUAUUGUUCAUUUAUUUAGCACAGUUUCUGUAGUAGGAAAGCAACAUUAAACAUUAUUUUAAAAACUGCAUUUGUGAGACAUUAAUAGAUGCCUUACUUGGUUUAUGGCAAAUUGAUUAAACAUUUGUUUUGGUAAUAUUUAAAUCAUACAGAUAGGACUUUAAGUAACUAAGUGUAAGUAAACACUAUUUGAUGAUCAGUAAUUCUGUAUCUGGUUUGAAAGCUGUUUCCCCAAAACGUUAUUGCAAGACAAAUUUUCUGCUACAAACUUGGAAAUCUUUGGAAUAUGUCAGGCUGAAAGGACUGGUUCGGGCGUGAUCUGAAACUUGGGUGUCUUGCCUUCUGCUUCAAUGCCUGGUUCCACUCUGAAGAGGGGAGUUUCACACCACUAUGUGCACUUGACACAUGCAAAUGCUAAAUACAGUCGCAGCAUGAGGUCUCUGUCAUUAACAGUAAUUUAUGUAAUGAAAGCCACCUGGCUGUUUUUUCUUAUAAUUAAUUGCUUGUAAAUAAUAAAUUUAAAUAUAAUUUAUAGUUUUCUAAAUUUGAUUACCAUAUAGACCCAACAGCAAACGUAAAAAAAAUUAUCAAUUCCAUAAUUCUAUGACUUUUUAAAGGUGAGCACAUAUACCACACACACACACACAAAUACACAUUUUAAAGUAAAUAUCAGAUGAAAAUACUUCUGGAGAGCAGUAAGAAUGUAAUCAACUCCUGCUGGUUUUAUUCAAGUUAGAAUGGUAAUUUUGAAGUAGUCUCAUCACUUUUAAAAGUAUUUCUACAUAUAGUUGAAUACACUCAGAAGAAAGUAUGCCUCCUUAGCAGUAAGGUAGUAAAACGCCUUUAAAAAAAGCUCUUUUCCUGUUUUAUAAAAUUCCAAUUAUGUUUUGAAAAGAGUUUCUAUAUGAAGAAAAAGCACUUAAGCAUAUAUGAUGAUAUUUCACAUAUUGUGGUGACAAUAAGAGGUUCUUUGCCUAAUAGAUGUACCAAGGAUAUCUUAGCUUAAAACAGCAUUAUGGUAUUUCUUUUUUGUUUAUGUGGCCACAUAUAUCAGCUGCCACAGAAUUGUGUUUUCUGGCAUAGAAAAUGUCUAAGAUACACAUGGUUUAAAGAGAAGGGGGGCUUUAGAACCGUGUCCUCUGUGCUUCUCUUUCAUUAGAAAAGGACAGAAGGAAGUAAGGAAGGACAUAAUUUAUGGCUUUAUGUUUAAGAUUUAACUACUAUUUAAUGACAAUUAUAUCAGACUUUCUCAAACUUUGAAUCUGAUUUCUUAAAUUCAUACCUUUUUCUUAAAUGCAUUUCUUUUAAAUAUCUAUAUUAUUUUAUACUAUAGCAGUGAAAUCACUAUCAUUGUCAAUGUGUAUCAUACUUUUGUAAAGGAUUAACCGAUUAAAGUAUUCGAGUAGCUUUGAGCUACAAAUUUAUAAACUGUUAAGACUUUUCCCCUUAUGUGACUAGCAGCAUUUUUACUUCACCAUGAUUUAGUAAAGUUUAAAUAAAUAAAUAAUGCUUUUUUUUGUUACUUGUAUUCUUUUUAAACCUGGAAUUCUCUUUGUUCUUUGUAGACACUCAACUAGAUUAUGAAAAACUUAGUUCUGUUAAAUAGCAAAAUUGCAUGUUGACUGCAUACAAGAUUGAGAGAGUCAAGUGAUUGAGGUUUCUGUGUUAGCUGGAAUUGCCUAUAAAUAAAAAAUGUGGCUUCUGUGUGUGGUCAGGGUGUGACCACCAUCCGUCACCUUAAUAGCAGACAUCAGAUUUGUUCAUCACUUGGUUUCCAAGAUCUAAUAAUCCCUCAAGAAUUUAGAAUGUUGUUGACUGUCCCCAUUUACAUCAUUGAAGGCUUUGCAACAGGUGCAGCUGUGUAUACUAAUUGCAGGGUGUGCCUAAUCUGUCCAGAAGGGAAAGUACCUCCAAAUUUGGUAUCUUAAAGAGUGGAGUGACCUUUUAAAGUCCCAGAAUGAGAAUUGCCAACAAUUCCAACAGGCUAAUUAUACCCACAAGGAGUUGUGAAGUGCUUUUAAGUUUUCCUAUGUACCUAAAAGUUCAGUGAAUGCUUGAAGUCAUUAAUAUAUGACAGAUGCACUCCCUUUUCAAGAGCUCCUAUGAUAAGUUUUGAUUGUAGAAGUGGGAAUUUGACCUAUAGCUUAUCACUUGCUCAUUAGCAUGCUGGAGGACUACGAGUUUCUUUUGUUAUUUGUUUUGACAUGAGUGUUAUCUUACUCCAGAAUUCCAUCCGCCUCCUUCUGUCUGCUGAUAUGAAGUCACAGCAGAUAACCUUGAUGCUGGUUUUUUAAAAGCAUCAUGCAUUGUGUAGUGUUACAUAUAUUUUAUAUAUAAAUAUAUAGAAUAUGAAUAUAUUUCUGAGCAUGGGUCUUUCAAGGUUUUGAUUCAUUAUUUUAGAAAUACUGGCUCCCAUGUGACUUCUGCUCUUUUUAAUGGAAAAGGAACAAAUAUACUUUUUGGCUUAUGAAGAUGACUGAAAGUCUGACUUCUACAUUUCCAGAAAGCCGAGUACUUUUUGAAGCGAAUGAGAAUAGGGGAAUGAUGAAGUUUGGGAUUUUUUCCAGGGGACUCUGCACACACAUGGAGGAAAGUAUGCUUCCCAAAGAAUGAACAAAUGCUAGGGGUGUACCCAUGAAGAGAUUUGGAAAUGAAGCUUAGAAGGAUUUCAUGUGUCAAUCGCAGGCCACUCUGCUGAGCAUCUUCUCCCAGGAGUACCAGAAACACAUUAAAAGAACGCAUGCCAAACAUCAUACUUCAGAAGCAAUUGAAAGUUAUUACCAGAGGUACUUGAAUGGAGUGGUAAAAAAUGGAGCUGCCCCAGUGCUCCUGGACCUGGCCAAUGAGGUGGACUAUGCGCCCUCAUUAAUGGCUCGGCUUAUACUGGAGAGAUUUCUACAGGAACAUGAGGAAACUCCACCCUCCAAGUCUGUUAUAAAUAGUAUGCUACGGGACCCUUCUCAGAUUCCAGAUGGAGUUCUAGCAAAUCAGGUCUAUCAGUGCAUUGUGAACGACUGCUGUUAUGGACCACUGGUGGACUGCAUCAAGCAUGCCAUUGGUCAUGAGCAUGAAGUCCUGCUGAGAGACAUGCUUCUAGAGAAAAACCUGUCCUUCCUAGAUGAAGAUCAGCUCCGUGCAAAGGGUUAUGACAAAACACCAGACUUUAUUUUACAAGUACCAGUUGCUGUAGAAGGACACAUAAUUCACUGGAUUGAAAGCAAAGCCUCAUUUGGUGAUGAAUGUAGCCACCACGCCUACCUGCAUGACCAGUUUUGGAGCUACUGGAAUAGGUGCCAUCCACUGGCUCAGAGGAGCUGACAAGGAUGCUGGACACUCAGCUUGGUUUUUUGUUUGUUUGGUUUGGUUCUUCUUCUGCUUGGGCCAGUCUCAGUAUCAGAUUGAGUAGAAAGAGCAGGAAGGAAAACACGGAUUCAAAGCAUCGCAUGGAAAAUGGAAAAUGCCGAGUUAAAAAGGAGGCUGGAGGCUGGUGUCUGUGUGUGUCUGGAAGGAGUGACCAGAGACUUUCAUUUCCUGCAUGUUGGCCAUUUAGAAAAGAAUUAAAAGGAGAGAUGGUAUUUUGGUACAAUUACUUAUCUCUUCUAAAAAGUAGAUAAUUAAAAAGAAAAAGCACUGAUACUGGGUGAUUUGGUAAAAUACCCCAUGUGCACAUGUGCUCUUUCAUGAGGUUGAAAGUGGGUGAUAUAUUUUAAACAAUUAAAGAACAAAAAUCAAGUUAAAAUAGAAGAUUACCAAGAAAAGGUAAACAACACUGCCACCAGGAAUGGCAGCUCAGAAUGUAGUUAAUUGUAUUGCUGGAGGAAAUUAGAAGAAAUGUGGUUACUGUCUUCCUUCAAGAUGAUCUUUUAUCUGAAAUGUUGAGUAGCUGAAUCUGACCCACUCAAUUAAUAUUCUUUACUGAUAUCUGCCACAUAUAUUUUGGGUACAAAAAUGUGGAAGUAAAAAUUGUUUUAAAAAAAGUUUGAGCUUGUUUCUAUCUUGUGGCAGUGAUUUUAUUCUGUAAUCAACAUCCAACAAAUAUUCAACUGUCACCUAAUAAGGACCAGGUUCUCUACUACUUGCUACAGAUCUUUAAAUUCUGAAUUUCUAAGAUACUGUCCUCAGUUGUAACUGUGAUAUACAACAAAAUUUCAAUGCCUACUGAACUGAUUAUAGGAAGGUCUACCUACAUUUGCUACAUGUUUAAGGAGCUUUUCACUAGAGUCUACAUCCAUUUGCGUAACUUUUCCUAGAUUUCUUCAAGCUAUUGUCAUCUUUCCUACCAUCCGUAUAAAAUUUCCUCUUU